Molecule: messenger RNA, 2388 nt
Organism: Gekko japonicus
Lineage: Eukaryota; Metazoa; Chordata; Lepidosauria; Squamata; Gekkonidae
Gene: CHST14
Product: carbohydrate (N-acetylgalactosamine 4-0) sulfotransferase 14
Exons: 1
Coding region: 394-1512 (372 amino acids)
Biological process (GO): carbohydrate biosynthetic process; dermatan sulfate proteoglycan metabolic process
Cellular component (GO): membrane
Molecular function (GO): sulfotransferase activity
Source: RefSeq, a predicted model, not a curated record
CCUGGGACCCGCCUUCCCGACCAGGCCGUCACUGCCGGGCGGCUGCCCUUCCCUUCGCGGCUGCCGGGAGAGAGCGUCUGGCCCUUGUCUGCAACUCUCCUGUGCCGGGCCUUCCGGCAGCCCCAUCCAGAGCAGCGACCCUGUGGGUAGAGGACGAGGAGCGCAGGCUGCAGUCCCCUUGGGCUGAAUGCUGCGUGGAAGGAAAGCCGCUGGGGAGUCCCCGGGCCCCGUCGCUGCUCACUGGAGGAAGCAUGUAGAGGUGACCCAGUUUGACUGAACGGGAGUUGCCGAGACAGGCCCACUGCCCCAUCCACCAAAGGUAACGGCCGUGGCGUCCCCUUUGGGCCCGGAGGUCGUGCUGCCUUUCCAGCCCUCCAGCCAUCCUCUGGGCCCAUGUUUCCACAGCCUCUCAUCCCAGUGGUGGCGAGAGGCACAGAGAUGGGGGGCAGUUCUGUGCGGCGGGCCACCGUCUCUGCCAGGACCCGCUUGCGUGGCAGCAGUGGCACCAUGCUGCUGCCGUCCAUGCUGAUGUUUGGCGUGAUCGUGGCCUCCAGCGGCCUUCUGCUCAUGAUCGAGAAGGGCAUUUUGGCUGAGGUGAAGCCCCCACCGCUCCACCCCUCCCACGGAGAGCUCUCCUGGAGGAAUGCGGGCAGUGCCAGAGCUGCUUCGGUGCCAGAGGAUGUAGGGUACCAGGUGCUCCAGGAUAUCCGUAACAGGACAAUCCGUACCAUGUGCGGGCAAAAGAACAUGCCCCACAGUAUCUGGGACCUCUCUGCGGGCCAGAGAAGGACAUUACUCAAACACAUUCUGGUUAGUGACAAACAUCGCUUUUUGUAUUGCUACGUGCCCAAAGUUGCCUGCUCCAACUGGAAACGGAUUCUGAAAGUUUUAGAUGGCGUGCUGGAGAAUGUGGACGUGAAGCUGAAAAUGGACCACAAGAGAGACUUGAUUUUCCUAAGUGACAUGAAACCAGAGGAGAUCCGAUACCGGCUAAAGCAUUAUUUCAAGUUCAUCUUUGUCCGAGACCCAAUGGAGAGACUUUUAUCAGCUUACAGAAAUAAAUUUGGAGAGAUCAAGGAGUACCAGUUGAAAUACGGAGUGGAGAUAGUUAAAAAGUAUAGGAAAAACCCUGGGAAAACCACUGGAGAUGAUGUCACUUUCUCCGAAUUUCUCCGGUACCUCUUAGAUGAAGAGGUGGAGAAAAUGAACGAACACUGGAUGCCCAUCUACAGCUUGUGCCAGCCCUGUGCAGUGAGGUACGAUUUCAUCGGAUCCUAUGAAAGACUGAAUGAAGAUGCCAAUUAUGUUCUGGAACGUGUUCAAGCACCCUCCUUUAUACACUUCCCAGAAAGGCAAUCAUGGUACAAGCCAGUGACUCCUCAGACUUUGCAUUACUAUCUGUGUAACACUCCAAGGGGGCUUGUCAAAGAUCUGUUGCCAAAGUACAUUUUGGAUUUCUCUUUGUUUGCUUACCCUCUUCCAAACGUUACUAGUGAAUUUUGCAGGCAGUGAACUUUUGUCCACUGCUGAGCCAUCUCAGUGUCCUAUGCAAUUUCCUUGGGGGGGGGGUGUUUACUAACAUUUUCCACAUCAAAUUGUUUGCUAUGUAGAUUUAACCUUUAUAUACUAUGUAUAUAGGCCGCUGACUUGAGCACAAUAUUUUUCUUUGAAUUUGGGGAGUGUUUUUUGUAUAUUUUAGGAACAAAGCAAUUUUUUGUAGAUUUACCACAGUAUCAACUGCAGGACAGUUACAUUUUGGAAGUAAAUUGUAAUAGCAACAAUGGAAGAUUUCCAGAGAGGGCUCCACUUACCCCAGUCUGCAUGUGUGUGCGAGGUGUGUUUGUGUAUCUAGCUGGUAAGAUCUUAUAACAAAAGGGCAGCAAUUUAAUACAGUGUUAUUAUUUUAAUUCCAUUAUUAAACCAUAGUAAGAGACAUGUAUUUUGUUUUUGUAUUGCCCCUAGCAGAGCUACUAGUAGCAUAAUCCCAUGCACUUACUCCAAUACAUUAGAAUCUGUUAGCAUAGCCUGAAGUCUAUGCUAUCCAUGGGACUGCACUACAUAAAUCAAAGAUUACUAUAACACUUUGAUUCUAAACAUUUGUGCUCCACCUGCAUGAAGCAUUGCAGGUGUAAUGUUAUGCCACUGGAUUGGCACAUGUUGAUAUGCCUUUAUCUGAAGCACUGUUUUGAGUGAUUCACAGUGCAGUCUUGUGCAGAAUUAUUCCCUGCAGAAUUACUCCCUGCUGUUUUGCCCCCAAUAUUACUGCAGCAACUCUACACACGAUUACAUCUGUAUGUUUCAGGAUUUAGGGACUGGGCAUAAAUGCUCUAGGCCGAUCCUGCAUUGAGCAGGGGGUUACAUAAGAAUAUAAAAGAAGCCAAUUUUGGA